AUACGAGCUCUAGUGCACGCGCGCGCGCGCACACACACACAUACACACGCAUAGAUCUGUUUCUGUAUCUUUUUUUUACAGUCUAUGAUCUGUACGGGCUGAUGAUCGUGGAUAUACUUUAUGUUCUUGCGUGCGUAUCUUUAAUAACAUCCAAUCUGACUCAGAAAGCGUUUUAAAAUGUCAUGUAUCUAUCGAUCGUUAAUUCAUAGUUGCUGAUUGUAUAACUGCGCGCUAUUUGUAAACACUCAGUUGUUACGUAUUGUAGCCUUUAUGACAGCAAUGUUUCAUUUAUUACGUCAAAAAUCUACGUAUAGAGCAACUAUUAAAUGCAAACAUGUGGUCCAAUAUGAAACACUUCUGAAACGAAACCCAAUGCAUGGGGCAUGGAGGAGGUCUUUCAACGCUGAACAUACUUGCCUUGAAUCAAGAGCACUUCCUUUAGUUCAUCAUGUCAAAUACGUAUGUGACCUCCCUGAAAACCACAGGUUUCCCAUGGGAAAGUUCCCCAAAGUCCUGGAGAGUCUGCUCAGAGAUCAAGUCAUAACAGAUAAACAGGUGUGGGCCCCUAAGAUUGCCUCCAAAGGGCUUCUGGGAUGUGUUCAUACUGAGGAGUACCUGUCCAACUUUAUUGAUGGAAAAAUCAGUGAGAAAGAUCAGAGACGGACUGGAUUUCCUUGGAGUUCUGGUUUAGUACAACGCUGCAGAUAUGAAACAGGUGGCACUGUGCUGGCAGGAGAGAUCGCCCUGCAGAGGGGACUGGCGUGCAGUACAGCCGGUGGGACCCAUCAUGCCUUCCCAGGCUACGGCGCAGGCUUCUGCCUCCUCAAUGACUUGGCUGUGGCCGCCAAACACUUGAUGGGUGAGUCCGCAUCCAAGAGGAAGAUUCUCAUCGUAGAUCUGGAUGUACAUCAGGGUGAUGGCACAGCAUUCAUCUUUAAGGAUGAACCCAAUGUUUUUACCUUCUCAGUGCAUUGUGGGACAAACUUUCCUUUGCGAAAGCAGCAGAGUGACCUAGAUGUCAGUUUAGAAGAUGGCACUGAAGACAAAGAGUAUCUUUCCAAAGUCCAGGAACACCUCCCUUGGUUACUGGAGACAUUCCACCCUGAACUGGUGCUGUAUGAUUCUGGAGUCGAUCCACACUGGGAGGAUGAACUUGGAAGACUUCGUCUCACAGAUGAAGGACUUUACCAGAGGGAUCUUUAUGUACUUCAGACAGUCAUUAAAAAGGGCAUUCCUGUAGCCACUGUCAUUGGAGGAGGCUAUUCAAGAGAUAUUGAUCGACUGGCACGCAGGCACUCAAUAAUUCACAGAGCUGCUUCAAAGGUUUGGAGAGAAUAUGGACUUUAACACCAGGAUGGAAAUGGACAGCAGAUGCUAAACAAACUGAAAUCAUUGGUGUUGAGAGGGACCAUAUGAACAUUCGGUCACAGUUUAGUUUGAGGAAUAAAUAUUCACUAUUAACUAUGACUUUUGCCUUAAUGUACUCCUAAUUUACUGCUUAUUAAUAGUUAGUAAGGUAGUUGUUGUAGUGGUUACAUUUAGGUAUUGGGUAGGAUCAAGUGAUGUAAAAUAUGGUCAUGAAAAAUAAGGCAUUAAUAUGUGCUAAUAAACAGCCAAUAUGCUAGUAAUAUGCAAGCUAGUAAUAAGCAACUAGUUAAUAGUGAGAAUACGUCCCCAAACUAAAAUGUUACCGAACAUUCUCUUGUGCCAUUGCUAUUGGAUGCAAUAGAUCUCAUGAAUAAAAAUCCCAUAUUUAUUCAAACGAUAAA
Molecule: messenger RNA, 1769 nt
Organism: Megalobrama amblycephala (Wuchang bream)
Lineage: Eukaryota; Metazoa; Chordata; Actinopteri; Cypriniformes; Xenocyprididae
Gene: hdac12
Product: histone deacetylase 12
Exons: 8
Coding region: 271-1347 (358 amino acids)
Molecular function (GO): histone deacetylase activity
Source: RefSeq, a predicted model, not a curated record